CACUGGAGAGCUUUUGAAAAAGGAAAUAAUGUCUCAUGCGAAGUCCCAGGCUCUGAAGAAAAAUAGAAGCGCCUUAAAUGUUCCAGAACCAUUGAAACAUUGUGAUCCUGGCUCACUUACGUGUAUCGCUGUCAAGCCAAGAGUUUCCCAUUGUGUUGUUGGUGUGACAAUUGGAAAUCAAGAAACGAGAUCACCCUCAAAAGUUGGGAGCAAUCCCAUCAUGAUAGAAGGAAAAGCACAUGCAUCCUUAGGUGAAGAUAAUAAUUUUCUGGGGACGUUAAAAACCCUGCAAAAGGAAAAUCUGCAACUCAGAGGUACCCUAAAAGAAAAGGAUGCUAUAAUAUCAAGACUGAUGAAAAUAAUUGAUGACCAGGUCACCAAGUAUAACAGAGCAAUUGAACUAGAAAAGGAACAUCAGAAAGAGACUGAAAGGCAGCUGCAGGAAUCAGAGGAUUUAGUCAAGGAACAGGUCCAGUUGUUCAAUGAAACUACAACACAUUACACAAAAAUAAUUGAAGAACAACACACACAGCACGCAGAGCUGAUGUCUGAACUGAAAAAACAGAAUGAGGCCGAUAUAUGGUGCAAAGAAGAAAAGAUUGCCAAGCUAAAGCAAUAUAUUUCUGAUACGUUCCAAGAAAAAUCCCGGGAACAUCAACAACAGAUUGAUGAACUAAUGAGGGAAAUAAAUACAUUCACAGAGAAACCACAGAUUCUUAAAACAAAACUGGAAAAAGAAACCGGUUCAAAAAAGCUUACGGGCCAGCGUUUGCAAGGCAUACCAGAAGCACUCCAUGGUGCAGAAUUGUCACUGCCAGAGUUCCUGACCCACACACCGGCCCCUUUGCAAGUAGUGGGGACCGGAUAG
Elgaria multicarinata webbii is the source of this 868-nucleotide messenger RNA. RefSeq names its product leucine-rich repeat and coiled-coil domain-containing protein 1-like. The transcript has 6 exons. The coding region runs from base 29 to 868 and encodes 279 amino acids. Lineage: Eukaryota; Metazoa; Chordata; Lepidosauria; Squamata; Anguidae. The record is from RefSeq and is a predicted model, not a curated record.